Molecule: messenger RNA, 1167 nt
Organism: Fonsecaea pedrosoi CBS 271.37
Lineage: Eukaryota; Fungi; Ascomycota; Eurotiomycetes; Chaetothyriales; Herpotrichiellaceae
Exons: 1
Coding region: 1-1167 (388 amino acids)
Molecular function (GO): 3'-5'-RNA exonuclease activity
Source: RefSeq, a predicted model, not a curated record
AUGGGUGACGCUUCAUCUCCACCGGGGGUCGUUGCAGGGAAGGCAGCGAUGCCGGAAGACUCGUCUCCUACUCUCCUCCCCGUCAGGAUCUUGACUCACAACGUCCGCUUCGCGACCGACACCCCCAACAAGAGCGAAAAGCUGUGGCCAGACCGCUUCCCUUACCUUUCGAGCCACUUCAAGUACCACACGCGCCCGCACUUCGCACCCCAGGCAACGCUGGUGUGCAUGCAGGAGGUCCUGCACAGGCAACUCUUGGACCUGCACAGUCGCACGUUCAACACCUCGACGGCGCUGCAAGGCUCCAGUGACGACAACGACUGGACCUACGUCGGGGUGGGCCGCAACAACGGCAAAACCAAGGGGGAGUACAGCCCCAUCUUCUUCCGCAAGUCCGCGUGGAAAUGCAUUCACUUUGAAACUGUCUGGUUGAACGAGACGGGCGAGGUAGGCAAGAAGGGCUGGGAUGCCGACAGCAUUCGGAUUUUGACGUGCGCCGUGCUGGAAUCGGUCCUCGUCGGCAACAACAACAACAACAAUGACACUAGGGACCACGGAUCUUCAACAGCUGCGACCACCUUAUCGAGUACCCCAGGAACACAGGGCAACCAGCUCAUCCUGGCCAUGAACACCCACCUGGACAACGAAGGCACAGUCUCCCGUCGGGAAUCCGCCAAACUGAUCCUCCGGGUCGCCUCCCGGCUCCGCUCCAGGUUCAACCCGACCUUCACCUUCCUCUCCGGCGACCUGAACAGCCACCCGGACGGCGACGCCUACGAGGUCCUCAACCAGCCCGGGUCCGGGUUCGUGGACACCCGCCGCCUCGUCGGGUCAUCCGGCGACGACAAACCCCACAAUAACGACGACGGGAAGAUCUAUGCGUACGGCAACGAGCGCACAUUUACUGGAUUCCCUGCCGAUCCCGCCGCCGGAGGCAGGGAGCGAAUCGACUUUGUGCACCUGGGUAUACCCACCCAGGGCGGCCAGCAGAGGGAAGACCACCACCACCAGGACGAGAGCGUGGCACCGCGACCAGGAGAGGCACAUUCUUACGAGCAAAUCAGGGAAAUGGUCCAGACGUACGGGGUGCUGCCUAAUCGCUUCGAUGACAAGGUAUGGAUGAGCGAUCACCGGGGCGUGGUCGUGGAUGUCCUUGUGCGAUUUUGA